UGGGCGACAGGAACAUGCGCAGUUGAACGAUGGCCGGUGGGAGGAAAGCAGAGCGCAUGCGCUUUGUGGCAAGUGGCUGACGGGAGCCGGUGGCUGCGGCGGGACGGUUGAGUUGGGCGCACUGCUCCGUGAGUGGGGUAGGGGCGCAGUGACUGAGGAGGCGGCGUCUGGCAACUGGCAGAAGUAAAUAUGAGGCGAUCAGCAGCUCCAAGUCAACGUCUAGGGAAUUCAGCUAAAAAGCCAAGGUUUAUACCCCCAGGAAAAAAUAACACCGUCUGUCUGAAGAAAGAAAAUGAACAGCUGGUCCCAGAAAUUAAGUCGACUGAGGUAGAAGAGAAACAGCAGAGCGGCUCUGGGCAUACAAGAGCUCUUUCUAGAAUAUGUGGUAUAAAUAUAAAUUCUACACAGGCUGUGGAAUCUCUUGGAGAAAUAAGCUCCAUGGAAAAGUGUAAUGGAGAAAAUGAGUGUGAGGCUGCUGGAAUGAAAAAAGUAAAUAGAACUAAAGCAGGUGAAGCCAUAGUACUGUCUGUAAGAGCUAUUGCUGAGUUGGAGAAAAGAAGAGAGGAUCUGACAGACAGGUUUGUUGACCCAGUGCAUGUACCAACACCAGAAAUAGCAAGACACAAGAAAGUGGAAGACGAACCUGACUGCCUUGCAAAAUACUUCAGUGUUGUGUGGUGUAAAGCUUCAAAGAAAAAACACAAGAAGUGGGAAGGUGAUGCUGUUCUUAUUGCAAAAGGAAAGUCUGUGAUACUGAAAGAUAUGGAAGGCAAAGACAUUGGAAGAGGUACUGGAUAUAAAUCUAAAGACCUUGAAAGUCUUGAUGAAGGUCAAACGCUGAUGAUUGGAGGAAAAGAAAUUGAAGUGAUGGGUAUAAUUUCAGCAGAGGACUUUAAUAGUGGCAAAUGUUUUCAGACUGGUGUUGGGACGUCCACCACAGUCCCAAUUGCUUCUUCACAAAGUACCCUGAAACCAUUCUGUAGCCCAUUCAAAAAUGUCUGCAAGCCAAGCACUAAAGAAAAUCUAUUUAAAGAGUCUCAGAACUACAAACCUCGCCAUGAUCCAAAUGCAUCAAAUUCUUUAGUUAUGCCACGUCCAACUCCAGAUCACCAGCGGAUGUUCAAUAAGGCUGGUUUACCUGUGGUAGAUGUAGUUGUGGAUCCUUACCUUGUAAAUCAUCUUCGCCCACAUCAGAAAGAAGGAAUUGUAUUCCUGUAUGAGUGUGUGAUGGGAAUGAGACUAAGUGGCAGAUUUGGAGCUAUUCUUGCUGAUGAAAUGGGCUUAGGAAAAACAUUGCAAUGCAUUUCGCUUGUCUGGACUCUCCUACGUCAGGGGCUGUAUGGAUGCAAACCUAUAAUAAAGCAGGCACUGAUUGUCACCCCUGGGAGUCUGGUGAAGAACUGGAAAAAAGAAUUUCAGAAAUGGCUGGGAAGUGAAAGGAUCAAAGUGUUUACAGUUGAUCAGGAUAACAAAGUAGAAGAAUUCAUCAAUUCCCCACUUCAUUCAGUUCUGAUAAUCAGUUAUGAGAUGUUGCUGCGCACCUUGGACCAAAUUCAGACUAUAGAAUUUAACCUCCUAAUCUGCGAUGAGGGGCAUCGUUUGAAAAACAGCUCCAUUAAGACAACUACAGCCCUCGUCAGUCUGUCCUGUGAGAGAAGAAUUAUCCUGUCUGGCACUCCAAUUCAAAAUGACCUGCAAGAAUUUUACGCAUUAAUAGAGUUUGUAAAUCCAGGAAUACUUGGUUCUUUGUCCACAUACAGAAAAAUAUAUGAGGAGCCUAUUAUUCAGUCCCGAGAGCCUUCAGCGACAAAGGAAGAAAAGGAGUUAGGAGAGAAAAGAGCAGCAGAACUCACUCGCCUAACUGGACUGUUUAUUCUUAGAAGAACACAAGAGAUCAUAAACAAAUUUCUCCCACCAAAAAAGGAGAGCAUACUUUUCUGCCGACCAACAGCCUUGCAGCUUGAACUCUAUAGAAAACUGCUUAGUUCUCGAGUCAUUAGAUCCUGCCUACAAGGAGUACUAGAAAACAGUCCUCAUCUGAUAUGUAUAGGAGCUUUGAAAAAACUCUGCAACCAUCCCUGUCUUCUGUUUAAAGCCAUAAAGGAAAAACAAUGUAAUCCAACUUGUGAUGAAUCUGAGGAAUCCAAUCUUUAUGAAGGUUUAAGAGAGAUUUUCCCACAAGAUUAUACCUCCACCACUUUCACUGAAACUGACUCAGGAAAAUUACAGGUCCUGGCAAAGCUGUUGGCAGCAAUCCGUGAACUCAGCCCGUCUGAAAGAAUUGUGUUGGUAUCUAAUUAUACACAGACAUUGAAUAUUUUGCAAGAGAUGUGCAAACAUUAUGGAUACUCUUAUACAAGACUUGAUGGACACACUCCUAUCUCCCAGAGGCAACAGAUUGUGGACAGUUUUAAUAAUAAAUUCUGUUCAGCGUUUAUCUUUUUGCUGAGUUCGAAGGCUGGCGGUGUAGGUCUGAACCUUGUUGGAGCAUCUCAUUUAAUUCUCUAUGAUAUUGACUGGAAUCCAGCCACAGAUAUUCAGGCAAUGGCCAGGGUAUGGAGAGAUGGUCAGAAACACACUGUGCAUAUUUACAGACUGCUAACUACAGGCUCAAUAGAAGAAAAGAUCUAUCAGAGACAGAUCAGCAAGCAGGGCCUUUCUGGGGCAGUCGUAGACCUUUCCAAGACAUCUGAACACAUCCGUUUUUCCAUUGAGGAACUUAAAAAUCUCUUUAUACUACAUGAAGAUUCCAGCUGUGUUACCCAUGACCUGCUUGAGUGCAACUGUAUGGGAAAGAAAGACCAUCAAAAUCCUUCUUCGGAAAAGCUCCCUGUGUAUAGAGGUUGCCAGCUGGGACAACAUCAUGAGAAGGCCGAUUCAAAGAAACCUCUUUCUAUGUCACAGCUGAUGCAAUGGAAACAUUUUUCAGGGCAGCACCAGACUCUUGCUGAUCCCGUCCUUGAAAGAAUAAAGAAUAAUAUUUCUUUUAUUUUCCAAAAUGUAACCAAUCCAGCUACUCCCACCCCAUAAAACUAAAUUAUUUUUUCCAUGUACGUGAUGUGCCUUGUACUCGCUGGGUGCCAGUCUUCUAAGAAAAAUAAAGUAUGCAGUAGCCUUUAUGUUGCUGCCAAAACUCA
This is a messenger RNA of Mauremys reevesii (Reeves's turtle), 3137 nucleotides long. RefSeq names its product RAD54 homolog B (gene RAD54B). NCBI's taxonomy places the organism in Eukaryota, Metazoa, Chordata, Testudines, Geoemydidae. Gene Ontology annotation, biological process: reciprocal meiotic recombination; double-strand break repair via homologous recombination. The record is from RefSeq and is a predicted model, not a curated record. Gene Ontology annotation, molecular function: DNA translocase activity; ATP-dependent chromatin remodeler activity; ATP binding. Gene Ontology annotation, cellular component: nucleus. The coding region runs from base 190 to 3030 and encodes 946 amino acids. The transcript has 16 exons.